Camellia sinensis is the source of this 876-nucleotide messenger RNA. Its product is annotated as glycine-rich RNA-binding protein 4, mitochondrial. NCBI's taxonomy places the organism in Eukaryota, Viridiplantae, Streptophyta, Magnoliopsida, Ericales, Theaceae. Gene Ontology annotation, molecular function: RNA binding. The record is from RefSeq and is a predicted model, not a curated record.
CCACACCCAAUUGCCGAAUUCCACUAAAUAAAAGACAAAAGAUAUUUUAUAGCGUCAAAUUGAAGUAUCUAUCUACCAGAAGAGAGAGAGAGGCAUAAACCCUAGCCGCUCAACUCUCUCUCUUUAAACCCUACUCUCAGCUUCUGUUUUAGGUUCGUGGAGUGCAAAGUAUAGUUUGAUUGUCAAAAUGGCUUUCUGUAAUAGAUUUGCAAGUAUAAUGAGGCGAACCAUUUCCCAGAACAGUGCAUCAAUUGGGCAGGUUCCAACGGCAUCUAUGCUGAAUGCCAUUCAUUACAUGUCAUCUUCCAAGCUUUUCAUUGGAGGUCUUUCGUAUGGAACCGAUGACCAGUCUCUCAGGGAUGCAUUUUCUGGCUUUGGUGAUGUUGUGGACGCAAAGGUCAUCACUGAUAGAGAAACAGGGAAGUCUAGGGGAUUUGGGUUUGUGAACUUCACUAGUGACGAAUCUGCCACCUCGGCAAUGUCGUCUAUGGAUGGACAGCCACUGGAUGGGCGGACCGUUCGUGUGAGCUAUGCCACCGAAAGACAAUCAUCUGGUCCCAGUGGUAAUUUUGGAGGUGGCUACGGUUCUGGAAAUUAUCGUGGUGGGUAUGGUGAUGCUAGAGAGAAUGAUCGUUUCUAAGCCAUUGUUGGAUGGUUUUGCUGUCUAUCGCAUCGGCUAUGCUAAAUUGUUUACCUAUCUAGGAUCAUGAGGUGCAUUACUGUGUUUUUAAAUUUAUUUUCCAGACCUAAUUUUGUUAUGGCAUGCUUUCAAUACAAAUUUGCUUUUUACUGCCUAAAUCUGUAGUUCAUGUCGUACUCGCUCUGUUUGCAUUAUUUUGCUGGAAGGCUGGAAUCAUAUAUCUCAAUUACAAUGAA